GUUCUUCGUCGUGAGAGAAAAUGACAGAAUUAGAGUCAAAUAACACAAAGCUUAAUCUAGUGGGUGUGGGUAUUGUGCCGGAGGAGCUAACUGAGGAUAGUUUUGAAACUUGGAAAAAUUGCUUGAAAAAUUAUUUCGUUGGGAAUGGGCUUUGGGAUGUUGUCUCUAAGGAGAGUAAACCAGAUAAGACAAAUAAACAAGAGCGUGAAGAAUGGAAGAAAAAGAAUGCUUUGGCUCUGCAUGCAAUUCAACUUUCAUGUGGAUCAGCAAUAUACUCUAAGUUUAAAGACCACAUUUCUGCUCACUAUGUAUGGACUCAUUUGACAGAGAGAGAUUGGGCUCGGGUUCGACAACCAGCGCCAAGCUCAGAUCAAGAUGAAGAAAGUCAUGUCAAAGAUAAUGGGUCGAGAAAGCACCUUGCUUACGAGCACUUAUACAAGGCAAUUGAAGAAGGUAAGUGGCAUUCUAUAGAAGAAAUCCUUCGGCAGAAUCAAGAUGCGAUUAGGGAAAUAGUUUCAUCACACAAAGAUACAGCUCUGCACAUUGCAAUUUUGUCUGGACACAUUGAAAUUGCAGAAAAACUUGUAAUCAUGAUGGAUGCAGCUGACUUAGAACUGAAAAACGAAUAUGGAGCUACGGCCUUAUCUCUUGCUGCAAUCUGUGGUGAGAAGAAACUGGCCAAGGCAAUGGUAUGUAAGAACAAAAAAUUAGUUACAAUAGAAACUGCAGAUCAUGAAGAUGGGCAUCUUCCUGUGAUUGUGGCUGCAUUGUAUGGAAAAAAGGAAAUGGUUCGUUAUUUAUAUGAAGUGACGCCAAAAGAUGAGCUCAGUCCUGAAAAGGGUGAAAAUGGAGUCACACUACUCAAUUCCCUUAUUACUGCUGAAAUUUAUGAUGUUGCUUCUAUGCUAUUGAAAAGGUAUCCAAAGUUGGGUGUUACCCCAGAUCAUAGUGGUAAUUACACGCUCAAAAUAUUGGCUCACAAGCCUUCCGCAUUUCUUAGUGGGACUAAGCUUACAUUUUGGGAAAGAUGGAUCUACCAUUGUGUAAGAGUACACACACCUUGGGACAACGAGCAUGUAGAAACGCAAACAUCUGGUACUAGUGAUCAUCACAUCAUUCAAAUUGAUGAAUUAAGCGACGAAGAUCUGAUAGGAAGGAUUUCUAUGACUACUCGAGCUCUAGAGUUGGUGCGCAAAUUCGGUUGGGGGAUAUUGCAAUUUGUUGUUCCAGAGAUCAAUUACAUACACCAGAGGAAGUUAGUCCAUGUCGAAGUCGUGAAAUUCCUAAGUCACGUGUUUAAAGAAGUGCGACAUCUGAGCAAAUUAGAUCUCGAAAAAAUGGACAUGGAUACAAUAAUAUAUGAUGCCAUAAAGCAUGGAAUUUCUGAAUUUAUAGAAGAAAUGAUUAAAUAUAAACCCGAAAUUAUAUGGAGAAAAGAUAAAAAAGGGAAAACAAUUUUUUCACAUGCAAUUGUUUUGCGUCAAGAGAAGAUUUUUAGCCUUAUAUAUACUUUAGGAACAAAGAAGAGUAUAAUGGCAAGGAGGCAUGAUAUGUUUAAGAACAAUUAUUUACAUCUUGCUGCAAAAUUAUCUCCUCCUUCUCAACUUCAGAGGGUAUCUGGAGCAGCCCUACAAAUGCAAAGGGAACUGCAAUGGUAUAAGGAAGUCGAGAGCAUAGUACAACCCAAACUCAAAGAGGAAAAAAAUGCGAUCAACAAAACACCCGAAAUGUUAUUCACUGAUGAACACAAGAAAUUAACCAAAGAUGCAGAGAACUGGAUGAAAAGCACAGCAGGAUCAAGCAUGAUAGUAGGCACUCUAAUUGCUGCUGUAAUGUUCACAACAGCUUUCACAGUACCAGGUGGUAAUAAAGAAAACUCAGGAUUGCCAACAAUGCUAGAAACUCAAAGAACUCCAUUCUUGAUUUUCAUGAUUUCAAAUGCCUUGUCAAUGUUCAGUUCGAGCACGUCGCUGUUGAUGUUCUUAGGAAUUCUUACAGCGCGUUAUGCAGAAGAAGAUUUUCUCAAGUCUUUACCGACGAAAUUAAUAUUUGGAUUGACAUGUUUGUUCUUUUCGAUUGUUACGAUGAUGGCAUCCUUUGGUUCUGCAUUGUAUCUGAUUCUACAUGAGAAGUUGUCUUGGGUUACCAUUCCGAUCAUCAUCCUUUCAACGAUUCCGAUAGUUCUUUUCUCCAUCUUGCAGUUCCCUCUCUUGAUUGAGAUGACAUAUCAGACUUAUGGAUCUGGGAUAUUUGAUAAACCUAAGAAGAAAUCCCAUUUUGCUAAGUUCCCAGCAUGUUUGGUUUGGUGGAAUAAAUAGUGUUUGGCACUAUUGAAUGUGAUGUUCCAAAUGUGCUCUUUAGUUCGUUUUGAUCUCUGGCAUUUUAAUUGUUGAUGUAUCCAUGGUGUUUUUUUUUCAUAUGAAUUCAACUUGCUGGAAUGUUUUCCUUAUAGCCCACAUGGCACGCCAUUGUUGAAUUCUAUUUCGCAUGUUGCAGUAUUUUAUAAUACAAAAUAAGAAGUUAAUUUCAGA
Molecule: messenger RNA, 2531 nt
Organism: Olea europaea var. sylvestris
Lineage: Eukaryota; Viridiplantae; Streptophyta; Magnoliopsida; Lamiales; Oleaceae
Exons: 8
Coding region: 21-2318 (765 amino acids)
Molecular function (GO): protein binding
Source: RefSeq, a predicted model, not a curated record